This is a messenger RNA of Acanthocheilonema viteae, 3435 nucleotides long. Lineage: Eukaryota; Metazoa; Nematoda; Chromadorea; Rhabditida; Onchocercidae. The record is from the annotation of a GenBank genome assembly.
AUGACUCGUUAUGAUUUGACGGGAGAUGGAAGAGUUGAUAGUCGAGAAUUGAGGACCGUAGCAUAUAUGAAUCACAAACUUCCGCCAACAAUUAGCGAUAAUAUAUUUCUGAAAGCGGAUCGAAAUAGCGAUAAGUUUAUUGAUCGUACUGAAAUUAUUGCAGCCGUUCGACUAAUUCAAAGACACGUUGAACAAGCUACCUUGCGCUGGCUAGAGGAUCAUGAUACAGAUGGCGAUGGCUUACUAAACGAAGCCGAAGUAUUCGAAUCCAUUUAUAUGGAGCUUGGUUUAUCAACGAAAGAUGUAAGUGGUUGUUUUCGAGAAAGUGAUGUCAACAAAGAUAAAUAUUUGACAUCGAACGAACUGAUAGAAAUGCUUCAUUGUAGCAGAUUAUUGGCAUUAAAAGAAGCAAAGGAACUAUUGAAGAUCUAUGACACUGAUGGAGACCAUCGAUUGAAUAUUCAAGAAGCGCAAAUGUUGGCUGACUUACGUUACGAUAUUGAACCCAGCUAUGCAACAAUUGUUUUUGAAGGUAUUAGUCAUCGAGCCGAUCAUACGAUAAAUGAGUUGGAGUUAAUCGACUUUCUCACUAAACUACGGGAAAAAGCUGCUGUUGCUGCGCUAAACAAACUAUCUAGUCUUGACCAGAACGGUGAUGAGGCAGUAUCGUUCAACGAAUUAUUGCAAGAAUAUGAGAAGCAAUUAAAAAAACCCGUUUUAAAGAAAAUUUUCAGCAAAGUUGAUGUCAAUAAGAACGCUCAUAUCGAUCCAAUCGAAUUUGUGUCGUUGCAGAACUUAAUUGCUGACGAAAUUCAUCUUCAAACGAUACAAAAUGAUUUUGAACAACAAUAUUUUAUAAAUAAAAAUGCCACAACAUCUCUGCCGGCUUUGAUUAUUUUCAAUACUUCUAAAAAAAUGCAUAAUGAACAACUAUCCAAGCAAAGAAAACGUCGUUCAGAUCCAGAAGCCGAUGACACGAAGUUCAUAGUUAAUGAUGAAUCACAUCCAGAUAUCAGAAAACUGACUGCAUCUAAUGCAAAUAAUGUACAUUUCAGUACAUUUGUUACCGCAGUACCGAAAUUUAUGAAAUCGAAUGACGAAUAUGAAAAAUUCCUCUCCGGUGGAGCCAAAUUGAUUUCCGAAAUAUUCACCAAUAGUAAAAAACCAGAGAACAGAGAUGUAAUUGAAACCAACGAUAUUAAAAAAAUUCAGGAAAAUUCGGUUUCUGAUGAGAACAUUUCACCGUUUGUGCUACCAAUGAUGCAGAAAGAUCGUGAACUUAUGUCAGUAGUAAAUGAAGAUCAACUGCAAACUCGUUCAAAAACUGAUGAGAAUGGACAUGUUGGAAAUCAGAAUGGAACGCUUGCUAAUGGUCCAAACGUUGCUUAUAUCAACAAAUUUGAAAAAUUUUUUGAUUUUCUGCAAAAGACCAUCAAAAAGAUAUCGAAAGCAGUUAAAGAAAACAAUGAAAAGCAAGAAGGUUUGAAAAGUCCUCUGAGAAGUAUUAGUAUUAUUAAGCAUUCAAAUCAGGUUGCAGACAACAUCUCAAAUACUGAAAUAGGUGAGAUGAAGAAAACAACAAAUGUUUCCGAGAAACUGAUCCCAUUCUCGACAACUGGUGAAAAAUUGAAAAUAUCAGGAAAUCUUAGUAAUGCGACUUACAAAAAGAUUUAUAAUGAGGAGAAUUUAAUUGUUCACACGCCUAUUGACGAAUCAGAAUAUAAGACAGUAGUAUCGAAAAAGUUUAACGGAUUAUUCGAUACAGCGUUUUUGCAGCUUGACGAAAAAGAAAAUAAAAAAAAAGUAAAAGUGAUAAGAUAUGAAGGAAUUGAACAUGAAUUUAACGAGCGUAAUUUUGAUGAUGCAGUGGAAAAGAAUGUGGAUGAAAACGGCUGCAUUUUAGAAGAUCAAACGGAUUCCUCUGAUAUGGACGAUUCUUCGGAAGAAUCGAUUAGAUCAGUAAAACUGUAUAAAUGCAAUGUGCAAACAUGGACAUCAAAUGAAACUACCGAACCGUUGCAGAAAAUCCCAAAGGAAUUUGAAAAAGCAAAGUUACAUUCUGAAUCUAGCAAGGAAUCUGAAAAACAAAAGAAACGAAGGCAAAAGUUACAGGAUAAAUCUUCAAAUAAAACCGAUUCAUUGGAAUACGAAAUAACUCUACCACUGUUACAGAAUAAAUCAUCAUCUGUUAGCGAUAAAGUGUAUUCCGAGCAUGACAAUAAUGAAGCUACUGAAAUUACUCCUGAUAACGAAAGCAAUGAAGAGUCCGAUGAAUUGUCUGAUGACAAAAUUCCUACAAAACAUAUAAAUUCCAGUGAGUCAUCAAAACAUGGAUCUAUAAAUGAACCUGAUAACUCUAUUCAUCAGUCUCUUAACUCUCGACCCACUGAUAAUCAUGAUGCUAAAUUGACGAGAUUUGAAAAACUUUCUAUUAAAACAAAGGGAAAAAAAUUAUCAUCGAACAAAACAAUGACUCUGGACGAAAAAAAAUUAUUAAAUAAUGAAUUUGGAUUACCAUUGGCAGUGGAUAAGAAGUCUAAAGGAUAUAAAAUUUCGGAAGAAAAUCCAAUAUUUUCAGUGGAAGAAAAUGUCACUAACAAACAUGGUCAGAAAGUACAAUCACAAUUACAAAUGACUACUGAUUCUCAACUUCCAGAAUUACAAAAUCCAUCUUCAGAACAAACACAAUUGCAAGUUACAGAUCCCAAAUCUCAAACAGGGUCGAAUAGCAGUGAGGGAAAUGAAUUUUUUGAUGAAGUAUUAAGUGAUACGUUGAAUGCAACAUUUUCCGUAAUACAUCAAACAUCUAUGGCUUCUAAAUCUACAAAAUUCAAAAAUCACAAGAAUGAUUCUCAAAAAACUAUGAAGCCUUUGUUGAAAUUAGAAAAAAAUGAUACAGUUUCACAGAUUUCAAAAAUUUCCAUGACCUCAGCUUUACUUUCGAAGAUGUCAUCAACUUCACCUUCAUCUCCGGAAAUAUCACAUUCAGCAACAACAAAUCCUAAUCCUGAAUUCUCAAUAAUGAUGAAUUAUUCCAAUGAUGAAACAACUGCAACGGAAACUUCUUUAUCAACAGAUUAUAAGAAUGAACAAAUACCAGAAGUGCGGACAAUUAUUGAAAUUGAAUCUGACAAAAUUAAUCAAACAUUCAUAGCAUCUAAUGCAGUGACGAAUUCUGCAACACAUUUGGAGGAUAAGAAUGAUACAUAUGACGUAUCGGAUAUGGAAAGAGAUAGAAAAAGUAAUGUCACAGUUGAACAUAAUACAGAAGUGGAAUUGAUCCAGAAGAAGCGCAAAAAUUGUUCAAAUCAUCGUCAAAGUUCUCAAAAGAAAUGUCUCAAUAAAAAUAAUACAUUCGUGGAAGCCACAAAUUCAACAACAAAUAUAGCGCAAGUUUUUUGGCUUUUUAAAAAUAAUCUAAUGAUAAUUUACUAG